AGGAGGCGAAGGACACGACGUAGUUUUAAGCGUGCGCAUGCGUGGCUCCCUCCGGCCUGCCCCGCCCACUAAGCUCCCCUCGCGCCAAACGGGCAACCGUCGAGUGCGAGGGCAGGAUGGGAAAUGGAGGCCUCAGCUAGCGAGAGCGGCCGGGGAGCCGAAGGGGCUUCCGAAAGGCUGAGCCGCCAGCUUGAGGUGAGUCGGGCGCGUCUCCCCCCCCCCCUUCCUCCGACUGAGGCGAGGCCGGGGAAGGGGCUUCCAGUCCGUGCGGGCUGGCGGAGGGGGCGCAGCGGCCCCUCCCAUAAUGCGUCUUGCGAGAAGGCUGAGAGAAAGCCGGCGACAGCUGCCGGCACGUACUUUGCAAUAGGCUAGUCCUCAUGGAGCCGCGUCGCAUACUCUCUCGGAGGGCGCUAAAUUCGGUGGGGGGGGGUUUAAAGGUUCAGGAGGAGAGAGGACUCCUUCCGAGCCCCCUUUUUAAAAAAGUAACUGGCUGUGAAGGAGGGCGGGGUCGGUCGGUGGGAUGAGGAGGAUGUUCUGGCAGGUGCAGCUUGUCGCUAGGAAGCUGCUCCACUGUGGAACUCCCUGCCACAAGAUGUGGCGGUGACCCCUUGCUGGAGGUGGCUUUCAGUGGGUAGGUUUCUUGCAGGCAGCAAAAGGGAAGGUCGCAGCGUUUGCAGCUUGUUAAUUCAGAGAGAAGGCGAGUAAGAGGCAGCGCGAUAGGAGAUCAUGAAGAAAGUGGGUUUCUCUGCCUCUCCAAAAACCAGGACUCGCGUGGACAGACAAAAGAAAGUACCUCACGCCGUGUGUUGCUAAAUUACAGAAUUCCCUCCCUCAGGAUGUAGUGUUUGCCACCAACUUGGAUGGCUUUAAAAGAGAAUUAGACAAAUUCAUGGAGAAGGAGGAGGCUAUCAAUGGCUACUAGCUAUGGUGGCUGUGUUCUGCCUCUAUGGUCAGAGGUAGUAAUGCUUCUGAAUAUCAGUGGCUUGUAGAUUUCCCACAGGCACCUGGUUGGCUGCUGUGAGAACAGGAUGCUGGACUAGAUAACCCUUGACUCUAUGCUAAUUUAGCAUAUUGGCCUCAAAAACGUGUUUUCUCCUUGGUUAUUCAUUUGCAGUGAAAGACUAUGUUUUACUUGGUACUUAAUAAGGUAAAGGUAAAGGGACCCCUGACCAUUGGUACUUAAUAGUGGGCUGUUAAAUUCAGUUUUUAAGAAAUCAGAUUUAGCAUGCUUGAAUUCAACUUUAAUUUUAAACCGUCUAUUUUUAAUUGAUAUUAAAUUAAAAUAAUUAGUUAAAUUCUUAAUUUUGUUCCAUUCUAACUUGACAGGAUUUUUACAUGCUAAGAAUGCUUUCCAGUCUGCAGUGUGCUGGUUAAUGCAGCACAGAGAGCAGAAGAGAAGCAUUUUUCAACAGAACGUGCAUCUUAGGCAUCAUAGGUUUUGCAUUCCAAUUGCAGGUGCAGAAAAUGCAAGCAGCAGUUCAGUGGUAACUUAAAUAAAGUCUGACCUAGAGCCUUGAUGCAAGUAUGCAUGUGCAACUUCCAUAUUUGCAUGUCCAUGCUGUUGAUGGUUAUUUUAAUUCCUCUGUAAGACAAGAGCACAGAUUUCAUUUCAGACAAGGAUUUAAUUCUUGGGGCCCUACAAUCUUCAAGUCACCUUAAUAGACUGUUAAACAUUACUUUUAAUCAUAUUUUCCAGUUUCUUUCCCGGACCUUGUUAAAUUGACUUUGCCAUAGCCUUGAGUAAACAAUUUACACCACACCUGACAAUUAGUUUUACAACUAGUUCUCAAAGAGAAUUGAAUUGCUCUGUUUGGGAGGAGGGUUGUUCACCCUUUAUUUCUGAAUUGGGCUCCUCAAAUGGCACAGGCUAAAAAUCUAAAUCUAGUAGCCAUGUUUUGCUCUUUCAUGAAAAGGCCUGUGUUCUUGGAGAUGAACUGUACCAGAAUACACAACGUCCUUAGGCAAAACACACAGGUUCCUUUCAAGGUGGAGAACAAGUAUAAAGAUAAACAGUCCUUAUGUAAACAGAGGAAGGAACUUGUAAACCUGAAGGAAAUGACCCUCAUAAUAUACCCACAAUAUUCUAACUGAAACCUUACCCAAGUUAAGCGGCAGAUUGUGAAACCUUUAUUCUGAAUGUGGUUGGUUAAUUGUUGAUGCAGGAGAAGUGUUUCAAGUUGUAGUGACCCCUCAAAAGGGCAUAAAUUCAAAGGGUGGAUUUCAAGUUUGUACUAAUACACUUGUUCUGUCAGCAAAAGUGUUUCUGCUUGCUGGAUGGAGCACUCUCCCAUUUCCUUCCCCCCACCAUGCUGGGGUUUUUUCUGACAUUUUGGAGCAUAUUUGGCACAGAAGGAGUGGGUGGGUGGGGAAGUCCCUUUGCAUUAGCGGGAGUCUUUGUGCUGGCUUCCACUAGCAGCACAACAGGUUAGUUGAAUCUAGCCCAGAGUGUUGGGCCAGUAUAACUUUGUAUCCACAUCAUUUUUUAAGAUGCUUUGAUAAUUAAUUUAAAAAAAAACUUUAACAUACUGUUUGGCCAGUACGGAAGACUUUUCAAAGACUUGUAAUAACCUGUCUUAAUAAGCUAGCUUCAUUACCUUAACCACAUACACUUGUGUUCAUAUUGGUAUUCUACCAUUUUCUCUUGCAUCCCCUCACUUUCAAGCCAAUGUGUUGAAAAAUUUUAGUGUAUUAUUUUUAAAAAUAAGGUUUCAGGCAUUUCCAUUAUCAGUUAGCUCACAGGUUCCUAGCCCUAGAGUUCUUACAGUUAAAUAUAGGUGACAUUUCUGUGUAGAUCUUAAUUGUCCUUUUCCCUUCUAAUAAAUUAAUUAUCGGUCUAAUAAUAUUGGUCUAAUUGCAAAAUAUGACCUUGUUCUUUCAUCAGUAUUUUGUGUAAUUCUAUAGUAUAAACAAGUUUUUGAAGACCAGUCUUCGUAGUAUUAAAAAAUUAAAUGGUCUAUCUUUAGGGAUAUCUUCAUAAUUCUAAAUAUUAAGGCACUUUUUAAUCAGUGGGCAUCUUUAUGUCACACCUGUAACUUUUUAAUAUGGCAAAUGAUUCUUCAAGACUAAAGACACAAGGAAAAUAUCAAAAUUUUGUGCUGUAUCAAGACUAUAGGAUGGAUGAUUCCCACAUAUUUUCAGGUUAAACAGUCUUUCAGGAUACUUUGCAUUUAACAAAUAGGUUCUGGUAACUUUUUCUUAGCGAGCAGGAGCUUCCAGCAGUUUCAGUUUGAUAGAUAUUUUUGAGUAAAUAUUGAAAAAGAGCAGUGGAUGGAACUCGCCACAUCAUACAUCAGCUUUCUCAGUAUUUGUCUGUUAAGUUUACGUUGGUGUUACUUUAGUGUAUAAUUAUUUGUUUUUCAAUGCAGAGGCAUCAUGCGUAACUCCAGUUUUAAGUGAAGCAAGAAAGAUUAAUGGACGCUAUGAAGAUACCAAAACCAUUCUACACUUUCGCAGUUUUUACAUGUGCUGCUAUUUAUGUGGUAUAUGUAAAAUGGCAUUUGGACUUUAAAACAAAAGCUGCUGUCAAUGAUUUGGAAAGCCAGCUCAAAAGUGAAACGUCAGGAACAGAUCAGGAAGUUCUUUAUGGAAUCAUGUUUGAUGCUGGAAGCACUGGGACUCGAAUACACAUAUUCAAAUUCACACAAAAGCCAAAAGGUAGGGUAACAUGUUUCAGUUAAGCUGCAAAAUUUGUAUUGGGACAGUACCUUUAUUAGAGCAACUGAAAUGUGGCAGGACAGCAUGCAAGUUUUUGAGUUCUCAACAGUUCUUCAUCAGGCUAGAUAAAGUGGGGGCAAGGAGGGAGAACAAAUGGUUGCUGAUAAAGCCAGGAGCCUGCAUUUUGUAAGAGUCUUAAGAUAAAAUGUGUGAGUAGGCACAAGAGGCUCUGUAAGUGCUAUGCAGGUUUUAGGUGUGAAGACAUAGGUCCUCAGACCAGUUCUGUUGUGUUAUCUGUAUUAUGGCAACAUAGUUUGCAAGGCUUCAUUACUUCAGGAUGAAAGGGAUGUGUUGCUAGUGAAACAUAGCCAAUAGCUAGCUCUUUAUCUUAAUUUUUAUUCUAUACACCUAACCUGGAACCACUGAUAUCUGUGGGGAUGGAGGAGCUUAGCUGAGAUCUAAUUCAAAGGCUGAAUUGGAACAUUGCCUUCAGAUGAUGCAGCCUAAUUACAGUGUUCAUAUGAGCCGUUAAUGUUAACCAUAUUGUGUAGCAGGGUUUCACGUUAAUCCCUGGACAGUGGCGUUAUCUUGGCCUUCAGUGUAUAAUUUUUUUUUAUUGUAGAUUAACUCAAUUCUAUUGUACUUCUUUAACAGAAAUUCCUAAAUUAAUCCAUACCACAUUCAGAGCACUAACGCCAGGACUUUCUGCAUAUGCUGACAGUGUUGAUAAGGUAAUUUGAACUUUACUCGUCAAGAGAAUAUGUCUGUGAUUCUCACUAUCUGUAAUGUGAAAAUUCAGCAAUUUAUGUUACAAUCCUAUCCAUACUUUCCUGGGAGUAAGCACCACUGAGCACACAGACACUUACUGUGUAAACAUAUAGGCAGUGGCACUAUCCAGUUGACACUUUUCCAGUCACUAGGUUACAGAAAUACUGUGCGUACAUUCUGUUAAAUAGCAGUACACUUGGUACUUCAACAAGAUGCCCAAGUCUUGUGGAUUUGCAGCUUUGAAAGGCAUGUCCUACCAGUUUGUAGAACAUUGUGAAGUUCCACUGUGAAGGCUGUUGUGAUGUUGUGCUAAAGGACCAAGUUAUAAGUUAGAGGUUCUUUUAGCUUCAAAAUGUCACUGCUGAGCGGUAAGAACGGAGUCUGACCUUGGCACUCAGGACUACUCAUGUCAAACAGCUGGAACCAAAGUACUUAACACAGACUGACGUGUCCUGGAGAGGCCUCUAUAACUUCCCUGCACCUUUAGCCCUCAGGCCAGAGGCUCUGCACCCUUGCUUUAUUUUGGCUAAAGACUGAUGCAGGAUCUCAGAAUGGUGGUGGCAAAAAAGAUAUUCAUGUAUCUCAAACUGGAAAAUGGGAAGUGAUGAGCAAAACAUGAAUACUAGUGUGUGCGUAUCUCUACCAAAGUCUUCAUUUUUUAAGUGCUAAAAUAGAAGCACAUUUAUUUAUCUAUCUAUCUAUCUCUCCAGAGUGCUCAAGGAAUAAAUGAACUACUGACAGUUGCUAAAGAAGAUGUUCCUCUGGAAUUGUGGAAGUCCACUCCUUUGGUCCUUAAAGCAACAGCUGGCUUAAGACUGCUGCCAAAAGAAAAGGCACAGAAAUUGCUGGAUAAGGUACUUUGCUUCUGCUGUUUUUUUGUAACUAAGUUAGCUGCACAUAUUAUAUACACUAUGCUAUCGGUCUUGCCAAAAUAAUCCAACAUCCAUUCUUCUGUCCACUAGCUAAUAAACUUUGAGGCAUAAAAGUGAACAGCACAGUCUCAAAGAAUGGCUGCAUCAUAAAUGAGUUGUUAUCUGACAGGGUGCAGUUAACAUUCUGGAGACUGAAAUAUAAAAUACAUAGAUGAACUGUGCUUCCUCAUUAUGCACUUUGGAAAGGGUAUCUCUAUAAAUGCCAAACAUGCAGGAUGGAUUACAACAGCAGACUUGCAAAGUUGGCAACAACCUUCUUUAAACCUUGGAGGGGGGAGUCUGUGACAUGACAGCUAAAUGAAGAAAAUCCAAAGUAUCAAGAUAAAAUCCAGGAUAACAUAGCUCACCAAAAAUAAAAGUGAACAGAAGCUAGUCUAUGUUUUCUGGUGAGGAACUCAUGAAAGAAAUGAAGGGAGUCAUCAUACUAAAAAUUCUGAGGUAACACCCUCCUAACUACUCUGCAAAUGCUGUGUUAUUUUGUCUACAAAUGCAAGCUUCCAAACCCUAUCAUAGCAGUUUUGCAUGGUUAAUCUCCACUUCUCCAUAAGAAUGUGAUCUUCAUCUGGACUCCUACCAGGAAAUGGUUUAUAAAUGCUGUACGUGGUUUUUUGUGGGUGUGGAAGGAUGCUUUUUUAAAACACUAAAAAAAUUAGUCUUAUUUCAAAUUUAGGUAAAGGACAUCUUUCAAGAAUCUCCAUUCCUUGUAAGGAGUGACUGUGUCUCUGUAAUGGAUGGAACAGAUGAAGGUAGGGAUCUUGCUUUUGUCUGCAAUUAAGCAAAUUUUCUUUUCAGCGGUUUCAUAAAAUUACUUUUAAUUCGGCAAUAAACCUCUGUGAAACUCAGGGAAGUUGUUGUUGUUGCUAAAUAGUUACACAGCACUGUAUCUCCAUGUGGCAAAUACAGAGCAAAACAAACAAAUAAGCAAGUCCAUGUCUCAGUGAACUUGCAAUCGAAGACCAGCAAAGGCAAGGCAAUUUCCAUUCCUCCUCCAGCUUUGUUGUCAGUUUUUUUCCAUUCAGCCAGACAGCACUCCCUGCCACUGAGUUCUUACAGGUCUGUUUUGAGAGGUCCUCCUUAGGUUUUUUUCUUAAGACUUGUACUUUUUUAAACCUCAGGGUCCACCCGAAUCUGCCAAUUCGUGUGGGCAAGUGCUGCAAUUUUGGCUGCAUAAUAGGAUGCAUUCUCCCCUGAAGAUAAGCUAUUUGUUGCAGCAUGCAUCACUUCCAUUUGCUUACACUAAUGAAUCUCCUCUGCCAUUCUCUUGCUCAUUUGUUCAGUUUGGAGAGACCCUAACUGAGCAAACAUGUCCUGUUUAUGCAUUCAUGUAUUAUGUAUAUUGAUUACUAGAAGUGGAAAACCACUUUGUGUCUAUUCACAUAAUUUCAAUUUUUUUAAACCAGGUAUUUCAGCAUGGAUCACUGUCAACUUCUUAACAGGUAUCUAUAGAAGUAAAUUGUGAUCUGUUAAUGAUGAGCCUUAUGUUUUAUAAUUAUUUAUGUAUCAAAUAUAUAUUCUGCCCUUCCUUCCAAAGGAGUCCAGGGCAGCAGUUUUGUGGCAAUAUAUGCCAUGCUGUGAUCCUUAGUUUGUUCUGUAAAACUACAAGAUUCUCAGCGUAAUUUCAUGCAUUUUUACUUGGAAGUACAGUUGUGUUCAAUGCGGCUUACUCCCAGAAAAGUUCAAAUAUGAUUGUAACUUCCUGAAGACGGUCUGCUUUCAAACCCUAUCCGCAUUUAUAAACUAAUAUGUUGGCAAUAGAGGUAAAUAAAACAACUGUAUGUUAUGACCUUGUAAUACAAAAAAUACACUUCUUGCAUUUGCACCAUAAGUACAAAUAUUUAGCAGUGUUUCAGAGCAGGGUGGCACAUAACACAUUGCUCACUCAGCAGCUAGUUAUUUUGAGUUGUUGAAAAAAGUAAUAUUUGCAAAUGUAUUUUUAAACUACGUGGGGCUACCUUUGAAGGUGACCCGGAAACUACAAUUAAUCCAGAAUGCGGCAGCUAGACUGGUGACUGGGGGCAGCCGCCGAGACCGCAUAACACCGGUCUUGAAAGACCUACAUUGGCUCCCAGUACGUUUCCGAGCACAAUUCAAAGUGUUGGUGUUGACCUUUAAAGCCCUAAACGGCCUCGGCCCAGUAUACCUGAAGGAGCGUCUCCACCCCCAUCGUUCUGCCCGGACGCUGAGGUCCAGCGCCGAGGGCCUUCUGGCGGUUCCCUCAUUGCGAGAAGCAAAGCUACAGGGAACCAGGCAGAGGGCCUUCUCGGUAGUGGCGCCCGCCCUGUGGAACGCCCUCCCAUCAGAUGUCAAAGCAAUAAAUAACUACCUGACAUUUAGAAGGCAUCUUAAGGCAGCCCUGUUCAGGGAAGCUUUUAAUCUGUGAUAUUUUACUGUAUUUUUGUUUCUAUGGAAGCCGCCCAGAGUGGCUGGGGAAACCCAGCCAGAUGGGCGGGGUACAAAUAAUAAAUUAUUAUUAUUAUUAUUAUUAUUAUUAUUAUUAUUAUUAUUAAAAGAUGCCCAUUUAAAAUUCAUAGACAGUAACCCUUAUCUACUUCUGAGUAGGUGCGGUUAGGGUUGUUUUUUUAAAAGAAAUUAUUUAAUAGGAUCUCACAUUUUGUUCAUAGAGCAUAAUUCCAUGCAGAUGCUUUGCCUGAGGUAUAAUGACUAAACAUGCUAUUAACUUUGUUUUUUUAAAUAAUACAUUUCAGAUAGCUUGAAUACUCCAAGAAAGAGGUGUGUAGGAAUGCUGGAUUUAGGAGGUGGCUCAAUUCAGAUCACAUUUCGCCCAAGCACUAAGGUAACAAGAACACGGGUCGCCUUAGUCAUGUCAGUUGUAAUGAACGACCAAUUGAUGUGUUGCUUUUUUCCCUUUGCUCUGCUUCCAGUUUGAUUUUUGAGUGUCAAACAUAUUGCUUGGAGUGUAUAUUCAGAACUUUGUGCUUGAGAAGAAGCAGGUUGACCUUUCAUUCCGGCAUUUUUCCCCUCAAGGCAACACUUUGCCCUGGGCUUUAAGGCUGUAGAGCUGAACACACGAACUUUUACCCUAGUAUGAUUCAGUAACUUUGUGAUAUGGACUGUUCGGUGCUAUUUAUCCAUGCAAGUUUUUCCACAGAGUUCACGCAAUGCCCUCAUCAAAACGCCACCCCUUAUCCCUGCCACCCACCACUUCAUCUGGACUUACUGUUUCUGUGUUAUUGUUGUUGUUGGGGGGAAGGAAACGUGGAACAUCAUUUUGUUGAGGAGGGUGUCAUGUGGCUGCUGUGUAAAACAUAUGGGCGUGAGCACCACCAGCUCCACAAGAAACAGUCAUACUUUAUCAUAAGUGAUAUUCUUAAACUGACCUACCUCAUAGGGUGGUUGUGAGGGUAAAAUAGGGAAAGGGAUGGAACUUCCCCUGAGUCCCUGUCAUGGGAAAACGGAAAGAUAUAAAUUAAUUAAUUAAAAACAACAAUAAUAUAUGAGCUCCUUAAAGGAAAGGUGAGAGAGAGAUGUAAUAAACUUUCAGAUAUUUCAGAUCUACUACCAGUUCUAAACAUGUAUGAGCCACACUUUGUCAUUUAUUUGAAAUGGAAAGUGCCAUUAAAAGGGGUUGGUAUUUCAUCAGGUUUCCAAACACACACAAUAACCUGCACAUUCUUUUUUCUACAUUCAACCUGAUAGGAUGCUCAAAGCCAAGUUUUCCCGCUUUUUUUUUAUGGUAUUUACGAUGCCUGGCUACAUAAAGACCAUAAAGUUCUAAACCCAUCAGAACACUCUUGUUCAACACUCCUGAAAUCAUUGAGUUUAUUAUUCUGCUUUGCUUUGUAUGGAGCAUUCAUGGAGUGUUCAAUUUCUUUCUCUUUAUAGACCGCCCUGGAGAGCUCCCCUGCUGGUCGCAUCACUUCAUUUCAGAUGUUUAACACCACAUACCAGCUGUAUUCACACAGGUUAGUUGUGAGUAGGAAUGGGCAAGUCUAUCCAUUUUAGUUUCUCAUUUUUCCAAUCUAAAAUUCCGUUCAACACAUUUCCCCAUUUUUAAAGGUCCUUGUGAAAAUUCACCUGCAUUUCAAUUGUGAAUUUCCCCUAUUAUCUUCUUUGGUGACCACGCAUAGCCGAGUAAGAUUGUCUUCCAUGAACACGGUCUUAACAGUGAGUCCGUAAGUGACUGUGGAGGCCAAUUCUGGAUCCACAUGUCCUUCCACAGUGGGGACAUAGGUUUCCAGGUGGGAGUUGAUCAUGGCAAGGGUUUGCCAAACGUGCCUUCCUCUUAGCACAUUUCUCCCUUACAUCCUGAGUUCGAGUAUCUUCAAAGUCCAUGACGCCUUUGGUAAAAGCUGUUCUCCAAUUGGAGCACUUGCAGGCCAGUGUUUCCCAAUUGUCAGUGUUUAUACUGUAUUGCUUUUUUAAAAAUUUGCCUAAUACACACAUCUAUACAAGGUGACAGUCCCUAAUAUUUCUGGGUUUUUUUUGUAAGGAUGUGUCCUCGCGCCAACGCUAUUUAAUUUCUAUAUCAACUCUCUAGCAGUAAAUAUGGCGAAAGAAAAUGCCCACCCUCCCAAACUGGCAGGUAUUCCCAUCCCGGUGCUUCUGUAUGCGGACGACGCAGUCCUACUCUCCUUUUCCUGCAUUGGCCUGAGGAAGCUUUUGAGAUCACUUGCUGACUAUUGUCAAGCGGAACAACUAUCAAUAAAUCACAGCAAAUCUAAAAUUAUGGUGUUUUCAAAAAAGAAGGAAACACAAAUGGAGAAUUAAUGGUCAACCUAUUGACCAGGUAGCAACUUUCAAAUACCUGGGAGUAACUUUUCAGGAAAGGGUCUCGUGGCAUCAACAGAUGAAAACGCCAUUGCCAACGCAGGAAGGGCUAAUAAAGCCCUUACAAGAUUUUUUCACGGGAAAGGGGUAAAUACGUUCCGGCGGCCUCCCAGGUUUUUGCUGCAAAAAUACUCCCACAACUUACUUAUGGAUCCCAGGUUUGCAGUUUUAAAAAUUUUGCGCCUAUGGAGGCAUUUCAAACAAAAUUCUAUCGGUGUUUAUUGGGGAUCCCCCCCUGUGUAUCUAAUAUAGCUGUCCGCUUAGAAGUUGGACAACCACCCGUUAAUGCGCGGCUGUGGAUUCUAAAGAUACACUACUGGUUAAAACUUAUUUUUUCCCGGCCGGUUUGGCUCCUUUAACACUCUUAGACACCUUUCAUUCCACCUGGAAAGCUUCCCUGUUUGAAAAGAUAAGAAGCCUGGGAUUCUCCCCGCAGAUCUUGAUAGCGGCAGGAUAUGAGAGAGCCAGAAGUCAAGUGCUCCAACGCAUUAGGGACAUAGAGCUGCAAUGUCAUAUGGGCAAAAUGGAUAAACAUGCCAUAAUUAGAGACUUUGGGAGAGGGUUCUCACCCGCAAAUUAUUUGGCUGAUUUACAAAUACCUAAGUACAGACACUCCUUUACCCUGGCCAGAUUUAACGUUCUGCCCUCUGCCCUGCUGCUAGGCAGAUAUGAGGGCAAACCAUAUGAGUCACGUGUUUGCCCAUGUGGCUCAUCGGAAGUGGAAACAAGUCUGCAUGUAUUGCUGCACUGUAGUUACUAUGAGGAUCUACGUUUGACCUUUAUUGCCCCAGUUCUACAAAAGCUUAAAAAUGAACCAGAACUCCAACGUAUGAGAGCCUUGGUAGAAGAUAAGGUUUCUGAAAUUACGAUCAAUGUGGCCAAAUUUUGUGUAGCCGCUAUUAGGCGCAGGAAACAAGAGCUUUCCAAUGGCAUUACGCAGGCGAAGGCAAAUACUUAAUUUUUUAUUUAUGCUGUCUAAUUUUAAAUUGCAGUUAUGUAUUGAAAUUGUCCUUUGUUUUUUCCGGUGUUAUGCUUAGCUGACUAGCUGUACGAGUUAAUCUGGUCUGUGACCGUUUAAUAAAUUUGAUUUGAUUUGAUUCUGGUUUUGUACAAUACUUUCACUAAUACAUGCAUUUUUAUGCACACUUUACCCUGGUGUAUCCUAAGAGAUCGCCUUUUUUCAUAUAAAACAUAGUUUCUAUCUCUGGAGCAAAAAUCAAUUGUUCAUAUUUUCUGACAGUUUAAAACCUUAAUAGAUGCCAACCUAAUUGCCAACUUAAUAGCUGCCAAUAGCAGAUUCUGUUUCUGUGUGUGUAUUAUUUACAGUGGUACCUCUGGUUAUAAUAAUAAUAAUAAUAAUUUAUUAUUUAUACCCCGCCCAUCUGGCUGGGCUUCCCCGGCCACUCUGGGCGGCUUACAAAAGAAUAUUAAAAUACUAUAAUACAUCAAACAUUAAAAGCUUCCCGAAACAGGGCUGCCUUCAGAUGUCUUCUAAAAGCCUGGUAGUUGUUGUUCUCUUUGACAUCUGGUGGGAGGGUGUUCCACAGGGAAGGCGCCACUACCGAGAAGGCCCUCUGCCUGGUUCCCUGUAACUUGGCUUCUCGCAGUGAGGGAACUGCCAGAAGGCCCUCGGUGCUGGACCUCAGUGUCCGGGUAGAACGAUGGGGGUGGAGACGCUCCUUACGUACUUAAUUCGUUCCAGAGGUCCGUUCUUAAGCUGAAACUGUUCUUAACCUGAAGCACCACUUUAGCUAAUGGGGCCUCCCGCUGCUGCAGCGCUGCCACCGCCGCACAAUUUCUGUUCUCAUCCUGAAGCAAAGUUCUUAACCAGAGAUACUAUUUCUGGGUUAGCAGAGUCUGUAACCUGAAGCGUAUGUAACCUGAAGCAUAUGUAACCCGAGGUACCACUGUAUUUAGAGACGACCCUUAACGGAUACCAUGUAACAAUAAAAAUGAGCUCUGCCUCAGUGCCAAGAGUGUUGUGUUUGAUCAUGUUUUACCUCCUCCCCAGUUACUUGGGACUUGGAUUGAUGUCGGCAAGGCUGGCGAUUUUAGGAGGAGUUGAAGGUCAAGCCUGUAAGUAUUGCACAUUAAGCUUGAGUGAUGGGGAUUUUAGAUUUUUAGAUGCUUCUGUUUUACCUGAGCUUUGUGCUAUAUAGAUAACUUAACCAAAUAGCAACCCAUCUUUGUAGAUAAGGGAUCUUGCCAGCUUUUCUUUAUACUGUGUCUGCUUGAAAGCUAGAAAAUUGAUGCUAAAAUUAUAUCUAUUUAGAUCAUUUUGUCUGAAAAAGAUAAGAUUCCUGCUGCCUCUCAAGUAAAGGAUGAAGGUUGUGCAGUUGUAGGAACAGGAUUUAAAUGUUCUGAGAUUUGUGUGGCUGAAUAGAGGGACAGGGAAAUGCUUUGUGGAUGGGGAAGAUCAAGAUCUCCAUAUGAACUCUUUCCCCUUGUGUCAGUGCAUUUCUUUCCCUUUUACAGUAAAGGAAGGUGAAGAUCUUACAAGUUCCUGCUUAUCGCCUGGUUUCCAGGGUGAAUGGGAGCAUGCCAAGAUAAUAUACAAAAUUAAAGGGCAGAAGGCAGGUAUAGUAACUGGUCAUCUCUUCAUUUGGUAAUGCACAUUUCCCUUCAGUAUCUCCAUUAACUUCAAUCGGGAAUCGCCAGAGUGGCAUGGGAAAGGAGAGAAUUUUGAAAGUGGAAGGGGAGAAUUUACUGAAUUCUGUGCCCUGCCAGUGAUUACACUUUAGAGAUAUUGGGUCCUUAUUUAAUCAGAAUGCUCUAUACUGGGAUUUCGUACUUCUGUUAAAUAAUAUUAGAUAUGUACUGUUGCCUUAUAACUUCACUUGUUUACAAUUGAACAAUGUUCUAAAACUGUUUACUCGGCGAAUCUCACAUACUUGAAUGUCGUCACUAAAGUUGAAUUAUUAAGGGUGGUUUCCCCCCUGCUUUUAGGAAAACCUCUCUUCGAAUCAUGUUCUGAUGAAAUAGCAAAACUGAUCAGCACGAAGGUUCAUAGGACAGAUGAAGUAAAGGAUUUGGAUUUUUAUGCCUUUUCCUACUAUUACGAUUUGGCAGUGGAUGCUGGCUUAAUAGGUAAAAUUGCUUUUGAUUUCACUAGUAAUAUAAAGGUGAUUGACAGUAGUGUUCUUGUUUGAGAUUUAGGGACAUGCGAAACUGCCUUAUACAGAGACCAUUUGGUCCAUCUAGCUCAGUACUGUCUACACUGGCUGGCAGCGACCCUCCAGGAUUUUAGGCAGGAGUCUUUUCCAGACUUACCUGGAGAUGCCAGUGGGAAUUGAACCUGGAACUUUCUGCUUGCAAGGCAGACACUGAGCCACUGAGCUAUGGCCCUUCCCAAGGUGAGACAAACUCCCAUAUGAAAUUGCUGAGCUAAAAUUCAUGUGUAGAUAUGACACAGUGGUCUGAAGAGAGAUUGGGAGUGACUAGCUUGCUACAGAAAGCAGCUAUUCUUUGUUAGGUGUUAAUGUACCCUCUAUAAAUUUAAAUGCAGUUGGAACUGAGUCACUCCCAGAUUUAGCUGGCUCUUUUACUUUUCCCACUGGGUUUUUGCUUUCAUUCAACACUGCAUAGUAAUGGUGAUCACAUUUAGACUUUGUAUUGCUGACUCCACUUUGUAAUAAUACUCCUGUCCUAUACUGUACUCUUCUAUACUGCGCUAUUAUACUGUAUGAGAGCCAGUCUGGUAUAGUGGUUAGUGUGUUUGACAAGGACCCCGGAGACCAGGGUUCAAAAACCCACUUGGCCAUGAAGCUCAUGGGUGACCUUGGGCCACUUACUGCCUCUCAGCCUAACCUUCUUCACAGGGUUGUUGUGGAGAUUAAAUGAGGAGGAUUAACUGUGUACACAACCUUGAGCUCCUUGGAGAAAAAAAGUAGAAUAUAAAUGCAGAAAUAAAUACUCCAUCUAAGCCUGGCCGUCAACUGCAGAUAACACACUUUUGCAUCUCUGAGAUAGGUUUUGGCCCAUGAUGAAAUUUUAAGCCCCAACCAAUUUUUUAGUGUGUAUGGCACUACAGGACACCUUAUGGGCUGCAACAGAGUCGAGACCAGUUCUGAAAUUUGUCACCAUUAACCCUACUAGCUAAUUUUCUAAAAGCAAGUAUAGUGGAAGAGGAUUGAAUUCAAUAGACUUCUGAUUCUUUUUGUUCCUACAAGUCAGCUUUAUAUAAACUGACUUCCUCCUGCUUCUGACUCCCAAGAAGCAUUAAACUUCCUGAAUUUACCAGGGACCUCCUUCGAUCUCUCUCUGGAGUCCCAUUGUCAGUGACAGAUUAUUAUUAUUAUUAUUAUUAUUAUUAUUAUUAUUAUUAUUAGUUUAUUUAAAUUUGUAUACCACCCUUCAUCCAAAGAUCCCAGGUCUGUUCAUAACAGAAAAAUACAAAAUGAGAAUGCAAAAAUGAUCCCAGGAAGGCUUGCUUUAUGCUUCAUAUUUUGUGCUCUUCACCCUUCACUGCAGUCCUUAUUGCAUCACAUUACAAUGAAAGAGCAUAAUGUGGUUCUCUAGCACAACUGGGAUGGCUGUAAACAUAGCCUCUUUGUUGCCAGCAUACUGUUACAACUGAACACAAAACUGUUAAGAGGUGUAUUUUGCGGCAUCACUUCCAGAGGCCAAAGUCUGCUGUUUUUCCCGUCAUUCUUAGGAGCAUUAGCAGUGAUGCAUCCAGGCAGCUCUGCUCUGUCUCAGUACUUCCCAUCCCCACAGUCAAGGUAUGUAGGGUGCUUUGACUCAUGUUGUUCCACACCCCAAAACUGGUCCACAUGGCUGGCAGAGAUUGAGACAGGAUUAGUGUGACCAGUACGGUUGACAUAGCUGGCUUCUUGUGGUGGGAUGUAAAGAGAAGUACCUGCCUUCUUCAGAACUGCAUCUUUCCUGGAUGUGCACUCUAGCAAUUUAAUUAGGAGAACAGAAAACCUCUUAACCUGUGCUUGCAUGCAUUCUUUCUUUCUUUUUUAUGUGGGGUCAUUCUGGCUAGAUAGUUGUGCCAUGGUGGGAGAGGAAAAAAGCUAUCGCUGCACCAAACGCAACCUGCAGACCAUAAUUUAUUCAGUCUCAAUACAAGACAAACUAUGUAGAUUCUGCCUCUAGUAAGGGCCUGGAUCUCACUGAUGAUAAACUUGAGUCUCGUCUGUUCCACAAUGGACUACAACUGAGGACUCAAAGAAAGGAAUGUUCAUCCAUGUAGAAGGCUAGAUCUUGGAAGGAAGACCUAACUAUAUUUCAGUGUACAUCUUUGCCCCUCCCCCCCACCCAGCAUGCUAGUUUUCUAUGUGCAUUUUUCUGAAUGGAGGAGCAUUUAAUUAUGUUCAGUCUGAAAGCCAGACGGGUUUGCCUCCCUCACUGAGCUCUAAGCUAAAAAGUUCAGUUUGAAAUGCACAGAGCAAUUACUGCUUAAAUUAUGCAUUUAGACUACCUGUAGGUUGGGUGUUGUUCCAGCACAACUCUUCCUUCUCUUCCUCUGCAACUGAAGAGCCCCUUUUUUCUCUUUAGAUAAUGAAAAAGGAGGGACCCUAGCAGUUGGUGAAUUUGAAGCUGUUGCAAAGAAUGGUGAGCCACUUCGUCUUUCUAUUUGCUUGCUUAUGUGUGAACAAGGAAUGCAUCAUUAAAAGGUUGACAGUUAAAACUGUAUCCCACCUGAGGACCAGCACUGAAAAUGUCAUUGUUGCUAUUAUUAAUUACCCACCCUUCAACCUAAGAUUCCAGGGUGGGUUGCAACAUUAAAACACAGUAUUGAAAACAGUAUAAAAAAACUUACCAUCAGAAAAAUAAGGUGGGUCCUAAAACUAUACACCUCAAGUGGCAAAAAUAUUGUGGAAAUACAAUCUGCUUUUUACAGCUCAUUUUUCUGUUUCUAUCCCCAAAGUGUGUAAAACCAUGGAAGAUCAAGAAGGAGCGCAUCCUUUUCUCUGCAUGGAUCUCACAUAUGUCAGUUUGCUUUUGGAAGAACUAGGUUUUCCAAAGAGCCACGUUCUUAAGGUAAUCAUUCUUAGCCACUGUAUUUAGAGCUAAAUGUGAGAAGAGGCUAUCUCACAAAACAAGCAUUAAUUCUGCAGGUUUUGAAAAGGGAGGCACAUACAGCAGUAUUCAACUAACAUGUCUUGCAUAAUAGAAUCUCCCCUCUUCUUUUCCUCCUGCUCAUGCCUCACACCCUCCCCAAAUCUGCUGCAGAGGGCUGGGAAACCCCUAGAACAGAUUAAGGUAACAGGAGAAUUCCAUUGUGCAAACAGAAAUCCUUGUGUUGAUGGAACAUUCACGUAGUGCUACUUUGAAUACAGCCCUACUUGCAAAUUUCCUCAUUUAGAGUUGCCUGUGCAGUAUCUUGAAAUCUUGGUUUUGUUUUUUAAAAAUAUUUUUCAUCUUGUGACAACAAGGGCUUCAGUUAGUAGACCACAAAGAGCUGGGGGUGGUGGGAGUGGUGGAAGAGAAGAGACUGAGGACUCUGCAGGAAGGAGGGAGUUUUGCUCAGAAUAUUACAGCUCCAGCACCAAUUGCACACCAAGUUCUUAAACUACGAAUCACACUGCUAUUUGCAUACUAAUUUUUAACACAUGCAGAACUUAUUUGGAACACUCCAUUGACUUUCCCCUUUUCCCAUUAUGUAAGCUAGGUGUCUACUGGAUUACAUGACCGUGUUGAUUUAGAGAGCUAGUGCACACAUGCAUAUUCAUCAUUUAACUGAAAUGUCAAGUGUUAGCUUGUACUUCUGAAUGGGCCAUCAUGGCUCCUACAAACUCGGAGAACUUACAUAUCACCUGAGGCAAAACACAUUUUAAUAGAGUUGGCUUGCAUAUACAACUGCAAAUCAUGAAGUACAGAGGGGCCAAGUGACAACUGUGUGACGCAGGCAAGAGAAACAUAAUCAUUUCCAAUAUCUUUGUCCACUUUUCAUUUUAGCUUGCUCGAAAAAUCAACAACACUGAAACCAGCUGGGCUCUGGGAGCUAUACUUCACUAUAUGGAUUCACUUCACAAACUGCAAUAUUAGGGCUUUGGGAGCCUUGGGGAUGCAGUGAAUCUGGGAGGAUGUGAUGUGGCAGCAUUGUGGAAGCUAAGCAGGUGUGGACCUGGUCAGUUCCUUGGACCGGAGACUACUGGAAGCUGCACUACUGGAAAACUACUACUGUAAAAGCUAUACAUAUGUGUGUGUGUGUAUAUUUCAUAAAUACAUUUCAAAAGGCCUUGACCUCUUUCAGCAGGGAACUCGGGUGCUAGUUUUUGGUAGCUUAACAUACCACUACUCUGUGAAAUUGUGUACCUUUCUAAAAGUGUCACUUAAAGUCGGGGAUGGUGGUUCUGAAAAGGACUAGGCCAUGGCAGCUGAGAUCCAAGUCUUGGGCAACAUACCUGAGCUGAAAUGGAAUGAAUGCAAAAAUCACCCUGGGAUUCAUGAUGAGAAUAUAGUCAUGUUCUUCAGACUGCCAGGGGUACCUCCUUUCUCCUCCUCUGUCCACAUUUCCUAGUUUUCUAUACUUUGGGGACAGUUCAUUCCCUCCAUGGCAGAAUUUCUACAGUGUUUGUCAUCAGGGAUUUGGUCAGCCUUAUUGUCACAGCUUUUCAAUGACUGGCAGCUUGAGGAAGGUUUCCUCCCCUUCCAGCUGUCCAGCAUCACCUGAUCCUUCAAUCAAGUGCUGACUCUACCUCCAGGAGGAGUUAACUCUUUCUUGCAUGCUUCGCUCCCCCACUGACCAGGAGGAAACUUCACAGCAAGCCAAACCUGCCAUUCUCUAUCAUGUUCUACAGUCUCUAUGAGAAAAGCACAUCAUCCUCAGGCAGGCUUUUUGCCUUUCCAGCAAGCAUUCUGAACCUAGUCUCAGAAACAAGUGUGACUUUUAUAUUGCAGUGUGUGCGUGCACAUUUGGGGGAAUUGCUUUACUUUUCUUAAAUGUAUAGAAACUAACAAAUGAUGUCUUUAAAAAAAUAUUUUGCUUUGUCCAAGUUUACCAGUAGGCAUUGAGAUUUAUCUUCUGAAACUCAGCAUUUCUGUUCUUCAUAGUCUGUACCAUAUUGGGUUAUUUUGGCGGUGUUCUGGUGGUUUUAAGGCCUUUCUCACAAUCUGAAGCCAGUUGGUGUCUCACUUGCUAGCAGCACACUGAAUUCUUAUUGCUGAAAUUGAGUUGAUUUUUAAAUGAAAGGUUAAUAGCAAACUUCUGCCCUCUCCUUAAUGUUGAUGGCAGAAAGAAAGGUGGUUAAAAUGGCAUGUUGGUGUCUCUCUGCUGGAAGGUGGGUUUUGUCAUGAUGGAGACCCCAGUUGUGACCCAACCAUUGGUUGUCCUACCAAUGAUAGCAAGCAGCCCCCAAACCUGUCUUUCUUAAAAAUCUCGUUUAUUUGAAAAUAUUAAAACCAGCCUGUGACCGUUCUUGCUAUUUCUUCCUUUUUUCCAAUCUUAUAGAACCCUCUUUAAAUUCAAGAAGAUCUCUGUAUAUUCCCCAGUUCUUUUUCCAUAUUUAGUUUUUUACAGCAACUGCCUCCAUUGGGAUAUCCAGCAUGGAGUCUUACUUCUAGGAGAUCCUUAUGCCUUACUCAGACACGAUACAUACUCUUUCUGAUCAUGUUAGAGAAUCCCUUGUGAACUUCAGCUUUAUCAUAAUACAGAUAACAUUGCCACCCAUACACUAGAUCAAAUCAUUUUAAGUCCAAGAUACCCGCAUCUUUCAAAUCCAUCUACUCCUUCAUCCGGCCCAGACAGGCUGCCUCAUAAUACAUUUUUAGGUCCAGCAGGGCAAACCCCCCUAUAUUCUUUGUGCCAAUUAAAAUUUUGUAUUUAACCCUAGGUUUUUUUCUCUUGCCAGACAAAAUGUGUUAUAUCUUUUUUCCAUUGUUUAAAGCAGUUGGUAUUUCUGAUCACAGGCAGGGGUUGAAAUAGGAAGAUCAUUUUUGAUGACACAUUCAUUUUAAUUGCAACGAUUCUUCCUAACUUUGCGAGGUUAACUCAGUUCCAUUUCUCCAUGUCUUUCUUAACUUCAAUCCAAGUUUUAUUACACUUGUCUUGGACGAGGUUUAAUUUUUUAGAGGCGAGCCAUACCUCCAGAUACUUAACUUUCGUUUGAACAUGGAUUACAGAAAACAGGGCUACAACUUAAGGGUGAAACUGCACAUUAUGAAGCACGUUUGAUUUAAAUAAGAAGAAGAAGAAGCAUGAGGAGAGGGGGACUUAUUUUCAUUUGGAUUGUGGUGUACAGGGAAAAGGAGUUUAGCCUUUUCUUUCCCCACCACAAUUCCAGUUAAAAACUGCCUUUCCUCCCUGCAACAAGCUGCUGUUAGCCUGAGAGGGAAACACUUGCACUGUUGUCAAUGGGGAACUUUCCCCUCUGGGCUAAAAGGGGUGGGUGGAGGUGCAGUUUUAGUCUGCAGAGGAAGAAACAGUUAAACUUCUGCUCCCCUGCAUACUGCAGUCCUGACAAAAAUUGCACUUGCUGCUGUAUAGUUACUUUUUAAAAAACCUGACUUGGUUCCUAAUGAUGUACAGUGGUGCCUCGCAAGACGAAAUUAAUUCGUUCCGCGAGUUUUUUCGUCUAGCGAAUUUUUCGUCUUGCGAAGCACAGUGUCGGAAAAGUUAUUGAAAAGCUUCAAAAAUCACCAAAAACCUCAAAAAAGGCUACCACACCACGUUCUAUGAGUUGCUCCUCGAAGUCAAGUCGCAACUGUAUUAACGGUGUUAAGAAAAAGGAAGGAAACUUGCAAAAAACGCAAGACGUUUUCGUCUUGCGAAGCAAGCCCAUAGGGAAAUUCGUCUUGCGAAGCAGCUCAAAAACCGCAAAACCCUUUCGUCUAGCGAGUUUUUCGUCUUGCGAGGCAUUCGUCUUGCGGGGCACCACUGUAUUCGCAGAACAGAUUUUAUUCAAAAAUUGUCAUUUCUCACCUGCAAGCUGAAAUGGGGCAGUUUGUUCUGUUGCCAUGCUCUGCUUCCGAGGUAGAAAAAGCCUUGGCUUCUUCAGAACUCUGCCUCUAUCAAAAGAGGCAGAACCCACAGUCAAAGAUCACUUUCUGGAAGCUCUAGCACCAUCACAAAUCAAGCACACUUGAGCACUUUCCUCCACACCAGCAAGUUCUCAUUAUACCACUGAAGAAGCAUGCAGCCAUGUACCCGCCAGUGCUAGCUAAACUUAAACUGGUAAAUAAUUCCCACAGAGUCCACUAGGACUCAUUUCAAGUAAACAUGGUUAGGAUUAGCUUGCAAAGUGAACAGACAAAAACCAGUCAUAAAGCUGCCUGGAUAUAGUUUUUAAGUACUGGGGAAGUUCCCCAGGGCAAUAAAUGUUCUGCUUAUUGUUUAAAAAGGGAAAAUGGGACAACCCAAUUGGCAUAGGAUGACUGGAAGAAAGAACAAGGGUUAAGCUAGAUCAAAUAGCCUAGAAUGAGCGAAGAUAGGGAUCGCCUUGAAAAGUGGGUUAUUGGACUGAUUACAGAAGGUGCCUUCAAUGUGUUUUGGGGCAAUAUUUUCAGAAAGCUAUUACCUUGAGGCUGAAGGUUCUAAGCAAGGUGGUGAAGUCAAAUUAAUGCCUUCAUUAAGAGUUACGAUAUUCGUGUCAGUAGCAAACUAUUUGUUUAUGUAGUUCCAUCAUUGUGCAUAGUGCUUUGCAAAGUACAACAGGAAGGAUCCUGGUCCUAGAGGACUUAUGUUGUUGUUGUUUAGUCGUGUCCGACUCUUCGUGACCCCAUGGACCAGAGCACACCAGGCACUGCUGUCUUCCACUGCCUCCCGGCAAGCCACUCCAGCAUCCCUGCCAAGAAAACUCCAUGGACAAAGACAACAGAGGACUUAUAGUCUAUAUAAUUGAGCGCAGGAAGACGGCAGAGGAAAGGGAGCUAAAUUAACACUAAUAGGUAUACCUGGGACUUGCACCUUUUUGCUCCCUGCACCUGUAAGAAAAGUGGAGAUUGCUUGCUUAAUGUUCUUGGAAGAAAUUUCUGAUGGCUCAGAGCUGUUAAAAACAAGCUGUCCCACCGCAUAAAACAUAGGAAAGGAAAUAGAACCCAAGGUUAAGGGGGUUAUUCAGUUGCUUCUGUUUUUAUUUUGAUUACACAUGUUGUGUUCUUAUAUCGUGAUUUUAUCCUGUGAACCGCCCUGAGACCUCCAGGUGUAGGGCAGUAUAUAAAUGUAAUAACUAAUAAAAUAAUCAU
Molecule: messenger RNA, 21275 nt
Organism: Podarcis lilfordi (Lilford's wall lizard)
Lineage: Eukaryota; Metazoa; Chordata; Lepidosauria; Squamata; Lacertidae
Source: the annotation of a GenBank genome assembly